This is a messenger RNA of Bactrocera oleae (olive fruit fly), 1905 nucleotides long. RefSeq names its product nudC domain-containing protein 1. Lineage: Eukaryota; Metazoa; Arthropoda; Insecta; Diptera; Tephritidae. The record is from RefSeq and is a predicted model, not a curated record.
ACAAAAAGUGCUAAACACUGCUGAGACAUGUGUUUAUUUGUUGUUUACGAAAACGUUUAUUAAGUAGCCGGAAUUGUAUUUUUUAACAAAGUUAUAUUCUUUAUAUAUUGAAGUAAAUAUUUAUAAAUGUCUAAAAUUGUAGAAUUGCGUCCUGAUCGUAAUCUCAUACGGAAUAAUUUCGAUGGGUAUAAGCUAUCAUUAGAUCCGGUGCCACUGUUGCGGCAGGAACUGUCCCACCUUCCUUUUAGAGCUGAGCCCAAUGAAGACCAGUAUUCUCUAUUGCACGCGGAACUCUUCUCCAUGCAAAAUUUGUUGCAUGUAGACCCUUGGGCUCGUACAAUUUCCUAUUACAUUAGUCGACACGGAAAGAUUACAAGGGCUUCUUAUAAUGAAUCAACCGGUCGUGUUGAAUCAAUGCAAAUCGUUUAUAGCCUGAAUACGGCUGAUAUACGUGUGAAAGGAGACUACAAUUAUUCCAUGCGCUUUAUAUCUGAAAAGUACUGUGUUUUAUGCGAUGGUAUCCAAAGCAUUUAUUUGUUCGACACCAAAGAUCGUCUUAAGGCAUCUGAAUGGAUAUUGAUUGCCGAAAAGAGCUUAAACAAUGAAGCACUUGGUGAACGUAAUUUUAUGUUAUUUGAUUGCCGAUUAGAUAUUGUGCACGAGAAAAAACAAAUCAGUAUGGUAAUUGGUAGAAUUAAAAGGAUAGACAACUGCCCUACAAGUGGAUCAAGUCAUUUCAUGCACUUGUAUUGGGGGAAAUGGAUACAAAAUGAAAGCUGGGAAUUUUCAAUAAUUGACACGCUUGAAGGUAAAGGAUCUUUAUAUUACUGUGCCUUUGAACCGCGUGCAGAAUCCCUGAUUAUAUGCUCGAAUCGUGAAUAUAGUUUUCGUUCUAAACAAACGAAUGGUAGUUGUGAAAUUAUUGUUCAAAAAGCUGUGCUCCACGAUGAAAAUUAUGAAAUUAGCGGAUUCACUUGGACACAAACCGACGAUGAUAUCAUAAUAAAAUUUGACGCUAAGGAAGGAAAAGAAAGAUCAGAUUACAACAUAAAAUACGUCGCUAAUAAACUCAUUGUGAAAGUAGGCGAAGUAGUGCUUCUUGAUAAUGAGCUAUACGAUAAGAUUGAUCAAGAUUUGACGACAUGGACUAUCGAAAACAAUUAUUUACAAAUAACUCUAGUGAAGCAAAAUCAAUCUUCAAGCUGGUUAUCACUUCUCCAAAACAAUGUUGGGCCUAAAGAAACUUUCGAUGACAACACACAAUCCGAUUUGUCUAUAGAGCAAAAGCCUAUUGCAAAUUUAGAGGCUCCUAUCGAAGAUUGCGACUUUCCCAUAGCUACUAUCGACAAUGAAAUCAAAAUUGGUCGUUAUCAUAUGCCAACUAAGUCGGUUACACAUGCUCUUUUGUUUGGUUCAACGCCUCCGAUAUUUUCCACUAUUUUGCGUCCCGGGUUUCCUAAUGCUUUGGCAAUACGACAAGACGUGGAUGCUGGGCUUUGGUUGCAGCAAUACAAUCCAUCGAAACCUGAUGAUUGGUCUCUUCGACAUGAGGGAAACUUGCACGCGUUUGGAUAUGUCCAAGCUUCCAAGCAACAACGAAAGUUCAUUGAUUGCUCACCAGAUUUAAACUAUGCUAUCAUUUGUGAAUCCCAUCGACAUAUUUUUCUUUAUAAAUCAAAUUACGACGGAGCGGAUGGAUUGAGAAACCGUAAUGGUCCACAAGUUAAAAUAGGCAAGCAGCAUUUAAUAACCCUUGAAGACGCUGGCGAAGUAUUAGGUUUAGCGACAGCUGAGCAAGUAGUGACAAUACUUACUGAACGUUGUCUUUUACAUUUGCAGUUAAGUUAACUAAAGUAAUAUACUUAUAUAGUUUAUAAUGCAAAAUAAAUUUUAUAUGAAACUAAA